Molecule: messenger RNA, 1712 nt
Organism: Tribolium madens (black flour beetle)
Lineage: Eukaryota; Metazoa; Arthropoda; Insecta; Coleoptera; Tenebrionidae
Product: excitatory amino acid transporter 3-like
Exons: 6
Coding region: 233-1675 (480 amino acids)
Biological process (GO): L-glutamate transmembrane transport
Cellular component (GO): plasma membrane
Molecular function (GO): L-glutamate transmembrane transporter activity; glutamate:sodium symporter activity; neutral L-amino acid transmembrane transporter activity
Source: RefSeq, a predicted model, not a curated record
UAACCAUUUUCCUGAUUGCAAGCUAGUGAGGUUUUUGAUGCGGUAAAAGUGAAGUGAAAAACAAUUUAACUUCGUCACUUUUCACUCAACAAAUCUAGUGUUUCGUAAAUCGUCAUUAAAAGAAUAAUUACAAGAUAAGUGAUAUUGUGUUUAAUCUCGCUAAUCCCGCCACCUUUUGUGGACGACAUUCCUGCCUGUGCUCCAGUUAACUUUUACCUCCAAACCGUGCACCAUGUCCGAAAUCCCCAAAACCCCCGAAAACGGCGAAGCCAAAGUGGAAGUAGUCCAAAAUGAAGAAGAAGAAGAAAAACAAGAGACCAACAAAUGGCUUUUGUGUUUAAAGACAAACUUUUUGACUUUGGCCACAGUUGGCGGUGUUGUAUGUGGUAUAAUCGUGGGGGUUGUUUUGAAAGAGACUGUGGGGUCGUUCUCGAAACGGGAAGUGAUGUAUGUGAGCUACAUAGGGGAUGUUUUUCUCCGAAUGCUCAAAUCGUUGAUUAUUCCACUUAUUGUUUCGUCGCUUGUGUCUGCUAUUGCUAGUCUGGAUUUGUCCCUUUCGGGGAGGAUUGCUGCCAGAGCUAUAGCUUAUUAUUUGACAACGACGUUUUUGGCUGUGGUUUUGGGGAUUGUCUUGGUGGCUUCCAUACAACCUGGAUCGAAUCACGGGGGUGGCAGCAAUAGUGAGAUUAACACGAGUAGUGUUCAAAGAAAUGUGACCACGGUUGAUACUCUCCUCGAUCUUGUAAAGAACAUGUUUCCGCCCAACGUGAUUCAAGCAUGUACACAGCAGCACCGAACCAAUUUGGUACCUCCCAUGAAAACUCCCAAUGAAACAGAUUUAUACAAAUGGGACAUAGAAGAAGAACUUGUAAACGGAACAAACAUUUUGGGUUUGGUUGUCAUUGCAAUAGUCGUCGGUAUUGCUCUCGCUCAACUCGGAGAAGAGACAAAAACUUUAGCAAAUUUUUUCCAUAAUUUAAUGGCACUUUCUAUGAGAAUCACAACGUGGAUUAUAAGACUGUCACCUGUCGGAAUUUUAUUUUUGGUGACAGCUAAAAUAAUGGAAAUGGAGGAUAUGGCAAUGGUGUUGAGUCAGCUAGGAUUGUAUUUUGCAACAGUAAUGGCAGGCCUUCUUAUUCAAGGAUUUGUAGUUUUACCUUUGAUUUAUUUUGUUCUUACGAGGAAAUCGCCGAUUACAUAUCUGGUUAAUAUGAGCCAAGCCGUAGCAACGGCGUUUGGAACCGCGUCAAGUUCUGCUACUCUUCCGAUAACGAUUCAAUGUCUCGAAGAGAAGAAUGGAAUUGAUCCUCGAGUUGCCCGGUUUGCAUUGCCCAUUGGUGCAGCCAUAAAUAUGGAUGGGACUGCACUUUAUGAAGCCAUCGCUGCAAUUUUUAUUGCACAAGUGCGAGGGGUAGAUUUAUCAAUUGGUAGUUACAUAGCUAUCAGUAUAACUGCCACUGCUGCCAGUAUAGGGGCUGCUGGUAUUCCACAAGCAGGACUUGUUACCCUUGUUAUGGUCCUGGACACUGUUGGACUUCCUGCAGAAGAUGUGUCUUUGAUACUGGCGGUUGACUGGCUUUUAGAUCGGUUUCGGACGGCCAUUAAUGUGAUGGGAGAUGCAUAUGGGGCUGGGAUUGUCCAUUUCCGAAGUAAAAAGGAACUCCAAAAUUUAUAAAUUGACACAUUUAGGCCUAAUAAAGACUUACACAACA